AUGAGCACGAGAGAGAAAGAGCCGCCGAGUCGGGCAUUUCUCGUCGACAUUCGGCGGCACAUGCCAUUCAACCUUAUAGAUGACUCGCCGAUGCGAUUACAAGGCUCAUCAGCGAGCAGUGCAUCGGUAGCUUCUCGCCUCUACGGUACACGGUCUCGACGCGACAGUCUCGGCGGAAGCUCGUCGGAAUCCGAUCUGAUCGCGUUCAAUAACGAUCCGGAUAAUCUGAACGAGUUCAACAGUCAGAUGAAUCAGUUGACAUCGUUCACGAAACGGCUGUCGGAGCUCGAGGAGCGUAAUAUGUCGAUGUCCGAUGAGCGAGCAAGACUCAAAACCGAAAAUGCGAUCCUCAAGGAUAGGAUACACACACUUGAGGAGCAGAUCUCUGAAAAAGAGGACAGAUAUAAGGAACUUCUCCAUGAUGAGAAAACACGAUCCGCAGAGCUAAUGAAUCGCUUGAAGCGCGAAAAAGAAUUGGAAACUGAGAGUUGGACCCUCAAAUAUCAGAUGCUUGAAAAAGAUCUUCAAUCGGCGCGACGUGACGUCGAACGAGCAAACGAGGAAACGAAAAAAGUUCAAACUGAACUUGAAAAAACGACCCAUCAACUGGAGGAGUCGCAAUUGUUGAUUGAAGGAAUGGAAGAAGAACGAAUCAAAUUGGAACGUCAGUUCAAAAAGUACAAAGAGGAAGCACAGCAGGAUAUUGAUUCAAGCAGUGAAAUGGUCGAAGUUCUCACACAAGAGACCGAGGAGUUGAGGAAGAAGGUCGGACCGCGGCAUGGUAGUAUUGCUGAGCAAAUGGUUGAUAUGGAAGAGGAGCUGGUGGCACUCCGAGCAAAGGUUGCUGAGCUCACCAAGGAGAAAGAGGAAAUGAGCGACCAACUACUCGCUACUUCUGUCGAGCAUGGAAGAUCGCUGAUCGCCGACACGCCUUCGCUGGCUGAUGAGCUUGCUGGUGGCGACUCGUCGCAAUUGCUCGAUGCUUUGAGAGAGCAGGAGAUUUGCAAUCAGAAGCUUCGUGUUUACAUCAAUGGAAUAUUGAUGCGUGUUAUCGAGAAGCAUCCGGAGAUUCUAGAAAUCGGAGAAGAAACGGUAAGAAUCCGGCAACUCGAGUUGACGGUGCGCCGGAGAAUCUCAGUCCGAGCCGACGACGGUUCGCGAGACGGUCUCCGAAGAGCCGGUGACAUUGUCUGCGCGAAUCUCCGCCUACUUGCCAACCUCAUUCCUUAA
This is a messenger RNA of Caenorhabditis bovis, 1230 nucleotides long. The record is from the annotation of a GenBank genome assembly. NCBI's taxonomy places the organism in Eukaryota, Metazoa, Nematoda, Chromadorea, Rhabditida, Rhabditidae.